This is a messenger RNA of Humulus lupulus (European hop), 738 nucleotides long. RefSeq lists its product as uncharacterized. The record is from RefSeq and is a predicted model, not a curated record. The transcript has a single exon. NCBI's taxonomy places the organism in Eukaryota, Viridiplantae, Streptophyta, Magnoliopsida, Rosales, Cannabaceae. The coding region runs from base 1 to 738 and encodes 245 amino acids.
AUGUUCAUUGCUGUCCAGAAAUUGAAAAAAGCCAAACACAUGCUAAAGGAGUUCAAUAUUACAGCUUUUGGUGACAUAUCUGGUGCUUAUUAUAGUUCUAUUCAAGAACUUAAAAAUUUUCAAGAAGCUUUACAAAGAGAUCCCUUCAAUCCAGAGGUAAUGGAAAAGGAAAAAAUAGCUAGACAAAAGAAACAGUUGGCUGCUAGUAAUUACCAAUCACUGUUGUCACAUAAGGCAAAAUUUGAGUGGAAUCAAGGUGGUGAUGAGAAUACUAAAGUCUUUCAUAGAAGUUUAAAGGUGAAGAGAGAGCAAAGCACUGUAUAUGCGAUUAAAAAUGCUAGUGGUAAAUGGGUGGAUGAAGCUGAGGAAGUGACAAAGGCUUUUGUUUACUUUUAUGAAGAACUUUUGGGUACUGAUAUGGUUGGCAAGAGAAUUGUAAAUGCCAAGAUUGCUCAAGAAGGUACAACAGUUACAGAGAGUCAAAGGGAUUUUUUGUUGAGGCCAUACACUGAGGAUGAAGUUAAACAAGCACUUUUUUCAAUUCCAGACUCGAAGGCCCCUGGACCUGAUGGGUUCAACAAUACUUUCUUUAAAAAGACAUGGCAUAUUGUUGGUAAGGACAUUACAUUAGCUAUUAUUUCCUUUCUGAAUUCAGGAGAGAACCUGAAGGAAAUAAAUAAUACCACCCUUACUUUAGUUCCAAAAGUGAAAUGUCCGGAUACUGUUGCGGAUUUUUGA